AUGAUCCAAGCACGGUACCUUGAGGCCAGGGUAGACCACCAUCACACUUGGCGGGACUGCCGGGGUCGCGAAUCGCCCAACGAGUUUGGGGCGGUUUGGAGUGGCGCGAGCCGGGGGUUCGCUGGAAUGACUGAUUCCCUGACGCCGAAGCUCAGGCUGAUGCUGGAGCUCAGGAAAGUGAGAGUCGAGGGCACCUUGGUGGUGUUGAGCCAGGAGCGAAAAUGGAAACGAUUUGCCGAAGAGCCUUGGGCCAGCCCGGCAAACGAGAACCCGCAGGUCCGGGGCAGGGCGGGUGCAAGGCCGCUGACUCAGUGA
Messenger RNA from Verticillium dahliae VdLs.17, 315 nucleotides. RefSeq lists its product as uncharacterized. The record is from RefSeq and is a predicted model, not a curated record. Lineage: Eukaryota; Fungi; Ascomycota; Sordariomycetes; Glomerellales; Plectosphaerellaceae. The coding region runs from base 1 to 315 and encodes 104 amino acids. The transcript is spliced from 2 exons.